AUGAAGUUCGCUGGCAUCGUUUCCCUGGGCCUUUUCAGCGCCGCCGCCGUCGCCAUGCCCGCCCUGUCCUCGCAGCCCGCCGUGAACCCUGCCGGCUGGGGUGCCACUAACAGCCAGCUGGCAGGGCCCGCCCCGACAGGCUGGAGCGGCAACUCCAACUCUGGCUCCGGCUCCGGCUCCAACAGCGGUGCCGGCAACGGACGCAACCAGGAGCUGCUGGAGCUGCAGUCCAAGAUCCAGGACGCCAUGAACCACUCCAACCAAGCCCAGGCUACCCAGUACCUGCAGCAGUGGCAGAGCUUGGCCGCCGGCGGUGCCCCCGCGGCUACCAGUGCUGCUGUGCCCGAUAGUGGCAGCGUUGCCUCUGGUGCUCCCGCUGCUUCUUGGGGUGGUGCCCCCGCUGUUACUGGCGCUCCCGCUGCUCUCAAGGGUACCUCCAACAACUUCGUGCCCUUCAAGCCGGCUACCACCGGUGCUGCUGGCUUCCGUCGUCACUAA
This is a messenger RNA of Penicillium alfredii, 498 nucleotides long. RefSeq lists its product as uncharacterized. The coding region runs from base 1 to 498 and encodes 165 amino acids. NCBI's taxonomy places the organism in Eukaryota, Fungi, Ascomycota, Eurotiomycetes, Eurotiales, Aspergillaceae. The record is from RefSeq and is a predicted model, not a curated record. The transcript has a single exon.